This is a messenger RNA of Lathyrus oleraceus (garden pea), 981 nucleotides long. RefSeq lists its product as uncharacterized. The record is from RefSeq and is a predicted model, not a curated record. The transcript has a single exon. NCBI's taxonomy places the organism in Eukaryota, Viridiplantae, Streptophyta, Magnoliopsida, Fabales, Fabaceae. Bases 1 to 981 code for a protein of 326 amino acids.
AUGGUAAUGGUUAACCGACACCAGGAUGCCGACCAUAUUAUCGAUCAACAUCGACAAGAAGAUCUGGCAGUGGAAAAUAAUUUGACAACUAUUGUCGAAAGGAUUAUGGCUAGAAAUGGCAUGAGUGCUACAUUACAAAGGCCAUUAUAUGUGUCCCGGUUAGCUGAAUUCAUUCUCCAAGCUAAGGCGCCUAGGGGGAUGAAAGUGCCAAAGUACACAAAAUUUGGGGGAGAAUCUGGUGAAUCGACAAUAGAGCAUGUCGCCAGAUACCUAACAGAGUCAGGGGAUUUAGCUCAUAACGAAUGUUUAAGAGUAAAAAACUUCCCCUCCUUUCUAACCACGGCUGCCUUCACAUGGUUUACGUCGUUGGCCCCUAGUUCAAUCGACUCAUGGGGCAAAUUAGAAAAGAAGUUCCAUGAACAGUUUUACGAAGGACAUUCCAAAAUCAGUUUGGCAGAGUUGUCCAGUAUUAAGAGAAGGUUUGUUGAAAGUAUAGAUGAUUAUUUGAAUCGUUUUAGGUCCUUAAAAGCUAGGUGCUUUACGCAAGUGCCAGAACAUGAACUAGUUCAAAUGGCCGCGGGGGGUUUAGAUUAUUCCAUUAGGAAGAAGAUAGAUCCAACAUUUGUGAAAAGUAUGUCACAACUAGCCGACAGAGUCCGACAUCUCGAACGACUAAGGCUAGAAAAAUUUAGGCACAAUAAGUCUAAAAAGGAAAAGGUAGCGUUUGUCGAAUACGACGCGACAGACCCAAUACGUGAGGUCGAUUAUGCUUCAUCGACCGAAUUAGAAAUCAACGUGACUGAAUUAAAGCCAGGGUCCGCCUAUGAGUGCCGCUCAUUGUUGCCUGCGCAAGGCAAGAAUCCUAUCGAAAAUAGCUCAAAAUUCCCUUCGAAAACUUAUACUUUCAACGUGUCGAAGUGUGAGGAAAUUUUUGACUUAUUAGUCAAAGAUGGGGCAGAUGGUGGUACCGCCUGGUACUAA